AUGUCCCUGCAAGAGCAAUUUGAUCAAGCUGCUGCAAAUGUGAGAAAUCUGAAGUCCCUUCCCAGUGAUGCAGAUUUACUUGAAUUAUAUGCACUUUUCAAACAAGCUACAGUAGGAGAUGCUGAUCCAGCGAACAGACCCGGCAUGUUUGACCUGAAAGGCAAGGCGAAGUUUGACGCUUGGAGCAAAAAGAAUGGCACGUCGAAGGAAGACGCGCAAAAGGCAUACAUCGCGAAAGUGGAAAGUUUGAUUGCGUCCAUAGGUCUGCAGUAA
This is a messenger RNA of Parnassius mnemosyne (clouded apollo), 273 nucleotides long. Lineage: Eukaryota; Metazoa; Arthropoda; Insecta; Lepidoptera; Papilionidae. The record is from the annotation of a GenBank genome assembly.